UCUCACUCGCCGCAGUCCAAACAGGCAAACGCACUCGCAUCUCCAAUUCGGUCCGAAUUUUUCCAAAUUCCAAUUGCUCAUCGCGCUUCGAAUUCGUUGCCGAGAUCCAUCCAAUCUUUGAGUUAAGACAUGCCGUCAGAGUUCGUCGCCGCCAGGAAGAAGCCGCCGCCGGAGUUGUUGUUCGCCGCCGGUCGGAAGAAGCAGCAGCCGCCGCCGCCUGGCAUGGCGUUCGUGCCGUCGGAGUUCGCCGCCGCCGGCGUUGGCAGGAAGAGGCAGCCUGCGCCGCCGGUGGAGAUACGCCGGGUGUGGGCGCACAACGUGGAGGAGGAAUUCCGGAUCAUCCGCAACGCGAUCGAUCACUUCCCGUACGUGUCCAUGGACACGGAGUUUCCCGGCGUGAUCCACCGCCCGACCAAGCACCCCGCCCUGCUCACCGCCGGCGACCGGUACGACCUCCUCCGCCGCAACGUGGACGCGCUCCACCUCAUCCAGGUGGGCAUCACCCUCGCCGCGUCCCCCACCGCGGCGCCCGCGCUCGCCUUCGAGAUCAACCUCUCCGACUUCGACCAGCGCGUCCACCGCCACGCCGCCGAGUCCGUCCAGCUGCUGGCGGAGCACGGCGUGGACCUCGCCGCGCACCGCAGGCACGGCGUCAGGGCGAGCGCGCUGGCGCCGCUGCUCAUGUCGUCGGGCCUCGUCUGCUCCCACGGCGCCGUCAAGUGGGUCACCUUCCACUCCGCCUACGACUUCGCCUACCUGGUCAAGCUCCUCAUGGGGCGGAAGCUGCCGAGGUCCAUGGCCGAGUUCCUGAACCUGGUGCGCGUCUUCUUCGGCGACGAGGUGUACGACGUGAAGCACAUGAUGCGGCACUGCGGCGGCGAGCUGUACGGCGGGCUGGAGCGCGUGGCGGCGGCGCUGCAGGUGAAGCGCGCGGCGGGGCGGUGCCACCAGGCCGCCUCCGACAGCUUGCUCACCUGGGACGUCUUCCGGCGGAUGCGGGAGCUCUACUUCCUCAAGCAUGGCGUCGAGGCCUACCAAGGCGUGCUCUUCGGCCUGGAGCUCGACAUGGACAUGCCCAGCAACAAAACACCCUCGCUGCCGCUGGUGGCAGCGAGAUGAUACGAUCUCCUCUCCUCCGCUGUAAAAUUUGUUGAUUCGUCGUCUGCAAGAAAGGAUUUCUUUCGGCAGAUGUACAGUAAUAAUAAGAGGGAAAAAAAGAUGGUUUAAUUGAUUGGUUAAAUUCGGUUGA
Oryza sativa Japonica Group (Japanese rice) is the source of this 1249-nucleotide messenger RNA. Its product is annotated as probable CCR4-associated factor 1 homolog 11. Lineage: Eukaryota; Viridiplantae; Streptophyta; Magnoliopsida; Poales; Poaceae. The record is from RefSeq and is a predicted model, not a curated record. Gene Ontology annotation, cellular component: CCR4-NOT complex; CCR4-NOT core complex; P-body. Gene Ontology annotation, molecular function: poly(A)-specific ribonuclease activity; nucleic acid binding.